AUACUGUUACAGCGGCAUCAGGAGGAAGACUGUUCUCAACAUGCCACUACUGCCCAACCUGGACCUGAAGAACGACCCGGCCGAGCUGACAGAGCUGGUUCAGACAUACAAACAGGAGGUAACAGAAGCGGCGUGCGAGCUGAUCUGUGACUGGGCCCAGAAGAUCCUGAAGCGUUCAUUCGACACGGUGGUGGAGAUCGCUCGUUACCUGAUCCAGGAACACAUCGUGAACCCUCGCUGUAGUCAGGCCGAGCUCGUCACGUCUGCAGCCCUCGCAGGAGGUCCGGCCAAAACACACAAAGUCAUCAAGAAAACGCCGGCCGUCCAUAAACCUGACAGCGACGCUGAGCAGAAGAGGGAGAACCUCGGAGACCUGAAGCAGCCGUCAGCAGACAAAUCAGCUGCAGCCAAACCUUCAUCCCUGGAAGCUCUGCCUCCCCCCUCCUCUUCCUCCUCUCUGCGUCCUGCUGUGGAAGCCUUCAUGAAGCAGUUACCCAGAAUCCUCCCUCGCAGCUCCAUCCCUGACAAGACGCAGCUCUCUGUCCGCUCCUCUCCGCCGUCAUUGGCUCCAAAAGACGCCUCAGGUGUGGGUGGAGCAUCUGGACCAGGAGGCCCUGCUGCUGCUGCUGCUGCCAGCGGUGGUGGAGUCAAGGUUAUCAUGGCGACAUUACCACAGCAGCAGGGUGCUCCUGUCCCCUUGAUGAUUCUGCCUCAGGGAUGUCUCUAUGAGAGAGAGAAGGUGGCCCCCCCUCCUGCAGCCCCCACCUCAGUGGUACAGAAAGCACGAGGAAACACGAGUAAGCGCCCCUUGGAGUUGGCGUCAGGCGGCGGCGCUGUCGGCCUUUCUGGAGGCUCUGCUUCCAACACUCCUCCUGUGAAACGGAAACGUGGACGACCAAGAAAACCUCGACCAGAGGACGCUUUUCCGCCGCCUCGUCCUCCUCCUCCACAGCCUCACCCUCCUCCUCAUCCCUCCCACCCUCCCAUCAUCACCUCCCUCACGGGUGGGGUCAUACAGAAAGCUUCCUCCUCCUCGCAGCCCGUGCUGGAGCUGGUGAUUCAGGACCAGUCCAGUCUGGUUCUGAGCCACCUUCCAGCAGACCCAGCUCACAGGCUGGUGGAGCACCGUGGGGUAGUGGUCCAGUGUCAGCCAGGAGGGGCGGGUGAGCCAGACCACCACAACAGGCCCCUACUGCUGUUCCAGAGUCCAGGAAACCCCAGCUGGGAGCUGGCGGCAUCAAGCCGGACCCCGAUGGUUGAGGUCAUCCAGAAAGCUCCGAGACCGAGCAAUAACAGCACUGCUGCAGCGGCAGCACACCUCCAUCCUCACACCGCUCUUCCUCUGCCCACGCUGCACGAGGAGCGGGGGGAGGUAGAGAUCACGCUGACGCCGCUAGAGCUGCCUUCCUCCUCCACCUCCUCUCCCCCACCUGCUCCUGCCUCCUCCGUCACAGUAAAGACUGAGGAGGACCACAUCUCCUCACAAAGAGAGGGACACUAGCUGUUACCUCACCUACAGCCAAGCCCCGCCCCCUCAAAUCCCAUUCACCUCCUCCUUAUUGGUUGAAAUCCCAGAUUGGUCGCAGCAGAGAGCCGGUCAGGAGGAUAAAUGAAGCCAAAAUUCCCUUCAUCAGCUCCCAUUGCACUUCUAAACAGACGCUUUACAAACGUAUGAUUCUUUAACUGCAUGUCUGUUUGUCCGUCUGUCAGUGGAGGGUCAGGAGAGCUGCUCCUCAGAUCCCCGGGCCCCAUUUAAACCUUCCUUCCCUCCUUGCAUCCUUGUUUCCUUAAUCCUUAGAUUAUUCCUUUUCUGUGCUGAGGGAUGGUUUUCAGCUGCAUCACCUUUACAGCCUCCAAUCAGCUGAUUCAUGGAGCACAGUAAUGACUUUGAAGAGGAUUGAUACUAAAGGUACUACGGGUCAGAGCCUUGUGAAGGUUCUUUGUGUUAUAUAUGAAAAAUCACCUUUUAAACAGAGUUCAGCCUCGACUCACCUUCAGUUCAACUCAUGUAUAAAAAUGAUUUCAGGAUGUGGGGGUUAGAGGGAUAGAAAUGGAAGUCUAAUAACUGAAUCUAGUCUGGUGGAGCUGAGGACCAAGUCCUGCUUUGUCUCCAGGAAGUGGUUUUCAGUUUAACUUUUGAUUUGAGGUGAAUCGCAGCUGGACUCUGGGUUUCUCUGUUCUGAACAGAUUUGUUUUGUUGUGUUUGUGACAGUGUUGGUGUCGUUCAUGUGUGUGUGUGUGUGAGACAGGGAGGACAACACACUCAAUUUCAAGGCUUUAAAUAUCUAUUCACCAGAGAUGGGUCAUAAAAUAAACCUUGUUAAUAUGAAGUCA
Messenger RNA from Labrus bergylta (ballan wrasse), 2334 nucleotides. NCBI's taxonomy places the organism in Eukaryota, Metazoa, Chordata, Actinopteri, Labriformes, Labridae. The record is from RefSeq and is a predicted model, not a curated record.